GUAAUAAAAACCCUCGAACCCUGGAAAAAGUUCUUCACGUUCUAACCAAUGGCCGCGGUUGCGAAGGACAUCGUGACACGGAGAGCAGUUGCGGGGACGAUUAAGCUGACUGUCCUGGCUGGGAAAGCAAGUCCAGGACCUCCUGUAAGUCCGGCGCUAGGUCCGUACAGGCUUAACAUGAUGGCAUUCUGCAAGGACUUCAACGCCAGGACUCAAAAGUACAAACCGGACACUCCUAUGGCCGUGAAGAUAACGGCGUACAUGGACCACUCGUUCGAGUUCACCUUUAAAUCUCCUUCUGUGUCGUGCAGGCCGCUACUGGUGUCGUGGUACAUCAAGAAAGCAGCUGGGGUUGACAAAGGGAGCACACGUCCGGGGCAUCUGACGGUGACGACGCUUUCGGUGAGACACGUGUACGAGAUAGCUAAGGUGAAGCAGACGGAUCCAUUCUGUCAGUAUAUGCCUCUGGAGUCGAUCUGCAAAUCUAUCAUUGGUACUGCUAACUCCAUGGGAAUCAAGAUUGUUCAGGAUUUGGAGUGA
This is a messenger RNA of Brassica napus (rape), 540 nucleotides long. Its product is annotated as 54S ribosomal protein L19, mitochondrial-like. Gene Ontology annotation, molecular function: structural constituent of ribosome; large ribosomal subunit rRNA binding. Bases 49 to 540 code for a protein of 163 amino acids. NCBI's taxonomy places the organism in Eukaryota, Viridiplantae, Streptophyta, Magnoliopsida, Brassicales, Brassicaceae. Gene Ontology annotation, biological process: translation. The transcript is spliced from 2 exons. Gene Ontology annotation, cellular component: large ribosomal subunit; ribosome. The record is from RefSeq and is a predicted model, not a curated record.